Penicillium hordei is the source of this 816-nucleotide messenger RNA. Its product is annotated as HpcH/HpaI aldolase family protein. Gene Ontology annotation, molecular function: aldehyde-lyase activity. Gene Ontology annotation, cellular component: cytoplasm. NCBI's taxonomy places the organism in Eukaryota, Fungi, Ascomycota, Eurotiomycetes, Eurotiales, Aspergillaceae. The coding region runs from base 1 to 816 and encodes 271 amino acids. The record is from RefSeq and is a predicted model, not a curated record. The transcript is spliced from 3 exons.
AUGCCGAUCCCACCCUCCAAUAACUUAGCUCGUCAAGCCUCCCAGGGGAGGGCACUUGGAGUGAAAUUCGUGCAGGAGGUCUCGAUCGCAGAAAUCGCCCAGGCAGCCGGCUAUGACAGCCUUUUCAUCGACCUCGAGCAUUCGUCGUUUUCUCUCGACCGGACGGCCGAUAUUUGCUUGGCGGCAAAUCUGGCAGGGGUAUCACCUUUUGUUCGGGUUCCGCAUGAAUGCGGAAACGGAUUUGUUCAACGGGUCCUAGAUGGAGACGCGAAGGGUAUCGUCGUUCCUCAUGUGCGCAAUGCGGAGGACGUACACAGAGCAGUGGAGAUGGUCAAGUAUCCACCAACAGGAAUUCGAUCCAUCAACCCCUCUUUACUGAUGAAGAAUGGGCGUAGCGUGGAUAACAGCGAAGCGAGGGGGAUACUCGCGGAACAGGACGCCGUAUCAUUUGUCAUGAUUGAGACGUUGGAAGCACUCGAUAACCUCGAUGAAAUCGCUGCGGUUCCAGGGCUGGAUGUGAUGCUCAUUGGUUCAAUGGAUAUCACAAUGGAGCUUGGAAUCCUUGCUGCAUGGGACCAUCCAUCGUAUCAAAGCGCCCUGCUGGAGGUUUCCCAAGCUGCCAGUCGUCAUGGAAAGUUGUGGGGUAUCUCAGGCUUGUUCAGUCGGCCGGAUAUCUGGACCCACGCCAUGCAGAAUCUAGGCGCACGGUUCAUUGUCGGUGCAUUAGAUCGAGGGCUGUUAUCACGGGCAGCCACGGCGAAUGUGACUGCACUGCAAUCAGCAAUGCUAGAGGGGGUUAAGCAGAGCUGUGGAUGA